CUUGGGAUGGGAGCUGAAGCAAGCAAUGAUGUCCGCCCAGUCUCCAAACUCUGAUUCACUAUCUAGCACCACUCUUGAUGCUUCCUAUCUUUCAAAGCCCUUCCUGGAUUUGUUCUAUGUGUAUCAGUGACCCCUAGUACCUGAUGUCAGGACUUGUUCCAAAUGGGUUGUGAGCCUGCAGGGCAGGGGGUGCUGAGAACUGAACCAGGGUCCUCUGCAAAUACAGUAUAUGCUCUUAACCUCUGAGCCACCUCUCCAGUCCCUGUUCUGUACUCUUUUAUUUACAGGGGCUUGUGGAGCAUCACCUGGGGCUGCCCAGUGCAGAGUUGGGCCAGUGAGAUAAAGCAGCCUUCCUAUAGUCAUGCACUGGGUGACUGGGGGUCGGGAUGUGAACCUCAUUCUGUUCUAUGAGCUCUGGGACCCUGCUCUUCCCUCUCCCCGCAGUGCUGGAAUGCCCUGGUGAGCUGAGGCUCUGGCACAGACACUGGCUCUGCCACCAAGACUAUGUCAGUGAGAAAACAUUUCACCCUUGAAUCCCAGGGCCUCUCCACUUACGCUGCUGGGGCGCAGUGGCACAGCGGAGCAUGGCGGGUGGUCUCACAGGCUGUGAGCACUGCUGGCAUGCUCUACAGGGAUAGUCCUCACUGUGGGGAAGGAGGGAAGGGCAGGAAAGGGCCACCCCAUCCAAGUGCUCUGUCUGCUUGGCUCUUUUUCUUCCGUUAUUUAGAGGCAGGGUCUCACUAUGUAGCCAAGACUUGCCCAGGACUCACUAUGUAGACUGGGGCGGCUCCAAACUCACAGAGAUCUGUCUGCCUCUGCCCCCCAAGUGCUAGGAUUAAAGGUGUUUGCAGCCACACUGGUGUUUUUCUGUUGUUGUUGUUUCUUAAGCUGGGGUCUCACUAUAGCUCAGGGUGGCCUUGAACACACGCUUCAGAUUCCCCAGUCCUGGGGUCGCAGGCCUGAGCAUGUCUUGAUCCUUCCUUAGAGAUCUCUAGCUCCCCCUGGCCCCCCUACCAUGAGCCCUUUUGCUCCAGGCCAAGGGCUGCCCCUGGCACGGCUCCCAGAGCGGCAGUUCUCAACCCAUGGGUCGCAAUCCCUUUGGGGCUUCAGUGAACUUUUCAGAGGGGUCACCUAAGACCAUCAGAAACAGAUAUUUACAUUUUGAUUCAUGAAAGUAGCAACAUUGCAGUUAUGAAGCAGCAAUGAAAAUAAUUUUAUGGUUGGGGUCACCACAAGUAUUAAAGGGUCUCAGUGUUCAGAAGGUUGAGAACCACUGUCCUAGAGACAGCAGUUCUGAGAGCGGUUAUCAUGCCUAGUCACUGUUGAACCCAGCCAGGCAGGGAGACACAGCCUCACUAGAGCGUCCCCUCUCACCUACUCCCAGAUGUUCCCCUUGGGAUAACCAUUCUGCCUGGCGCAAGAAGUUCGGUCUGUUUUCUGACCCCAGGCUGAGGCCCUGGGAGUGGCCGGCCACUGUUCUAGGGUCCUUACCAGACAGUCUACUGGUAGGGGUGUGGUACGAGGUUGAGGAAGCAGAGAGAAAGACACCAGAGGCAGGGCUGUCUGAGUGCCCAGUCUAAAGACAAGAAGAGCUGGCAAAAAUUGCCUCUAACAGAGUUCAUCUUAGUUUGAGUACUGUCUGGGGAUCUGACCCCAGAGAGCAGCCAGUUGGAACACAAGCCCCUAAAGAAGCAGGGUCCCUUGGGGGCUGGAGAGAUGGCUCAGAAGUUAAGACUGCUUUUCCAGAGGUUUUGAGCUUAAUUCCCAGCAACCACAAGGUGCCUCACAACCAUCUGUAAUGAGGUCUGGUGUUCUCUUCUGGACUGCAGGCAUACAUGCAGGCAGUACACUGUACACAUAAUAAAUAAUUUUUUUAAAAUUUUUUUUCGAGACAGGGUUUCUCUGUAGCUUUUUGGUUCCUGUCCUGGAACUAGCUCUUCUAGACCAGGCUGGCCUCGAACUCACAGAGAUCCGCCUGCCUCUGCCUCCCGAGGGCUGGGCCACCACCGCCCGGCUCAAUAAAUAAAUCUUUAAAAAAAUAAAAAUAAGAAAGAAGCAGCAGGGUCCCCGAAGCCAAGUGACAAAAGCAGCAGGAAGGGGCCAGCAGAGGCAGCCACUGGACUGGGCGCUCCUGCAGCUCCACUAACACUGAAUAUAUGGCAACCGUUCCUUCCCUCUGCUCAAGACUGUUGCUGUACAGAGGUGGCCUGUCCUGUCUCUGGUGCUGUGGCCAUACGGUGGCUGACACCCUGCCCCCCAGCUCUGACUCACUGGGGUUCUGUGCUCGGAUUCAAAGGCCUCCAUUGACUGCAGGGCUGAGGUCAGUUUCUCCCCUGCAGCCUGGCCUGCUGGGUGCACGACAGUCAAUCGUUACUGUGUGGAGCCAGCUAGGCAGAAUGAGACCAAUACUGUCCCACUGUCCUUUCUGUUAGGCCUUUCAUCAAAACAAGCCUCUCCUCAAAACAAGCAGGCUACUUUUAAGGUAUUUAGGAUCCUCAGAUUUCCAGCAAGAUGCCUCUGGGUACUGAGCAGCAGAAGUGCCCCACCAGAUGGCGAGUGCAAAGCUUGCUGGCUUGCUUGGGUGGCCCCAUAGCUUCUGUUUUUCUUCCUGGGAGAGGCCAGAGGGAGCAGCUAGGGAGUGGCCCAAGAGACAGACUGGGGUGGUCAGGAACACAAGCCAAAAAGGUCAUCCAGAGGGUGGUGGGGUGCUCAAGAGGGAGGUACUCCCUUCUCUUCCCCCAGCAACCUCAGACUGAGCCCCCUGAGGUUAUUUCCACAGGGAACCACAGCCAACCACUUAUUAGCCCAGCCCUCGGGGGCGGGGCAGGACAGAGCAGGGGAGGAGUAAGUGAGGGAGUCGUUUUGGGGAUCCUGAGAGUAGAGUGGACCUCCUGGGCAGGGCUCCUCUGGCUCUGCCUCACAAUGGUAAUAUGACACCUAGCUCUCCAGGGCAACCAAUAACAAAAAAGCCUAAGCUGGACAGCAGCUGGCUGUCAGCAGCCAAGAGCUCCUGUAAGAGGUGUCUGAGUGAGAGCCACUGGCAGGAAAGCACAGCGCUGGUGAAGCCGGCAAAGGUGGCCAAAGGUGGCGGCAAAGGACUGAGAGGAAGCACAUAACGGCUCUCUUCUUGGGUACCUCUUCUUGGCUCCUCGAUAUCUGAGCUCCCAGAACACAGGAGCCCUAGCAACAUGGCAGCCACAGACUUUAAGGAGGAGAUUCGCUCUGUGGGUGAGAGGCUGCUGCUGAAGCUGCAAGGACUGCCCCAGGCUGAUCCCGUGGAGCUGGUGGCCUUCUCUAUCAUCCUUCUUUUCACAGCUACGGUCCUGCUGCUGAUGCUGCUGGCCUGCAGCUGCUGCUGUGUGCGCUGCUGCUGCCCCGACAGGAGACGCACGAAGAUCCUCGUGCAACCCAUAAAACCCAGAUGAGGGACAGCAGUGUGAUGACCCAGGAGAAGCUGGACAGAAGCCUUCCCAAACUGUGACACAGACUAUCAUCCUGGCCACUUCUGGCACUGAGUUCUGGCACUGUCCAGGUGACAGACAGGGUAGACAUCUGGAGACUUAUCAAGGAAACAAGUGUUGCUCAACCUGCCGAUGGACACCAGCGCUUAGAGGAGUCAACUGUUUCGAAAGCCCAGGAAAACGCUGAGGACUUCUGCUGUACUUUUGAGGAGCCCCAUAUUUUGAACAGCUCAUGGUUGUGGGGAGGCUGGCCCUUGGGCUCUGCUGAUUUAUGCCAAAGAGAAGUAAACUGAUCAGGGACUUUGUGCAAUUUACUAAACUCUAAGCCUCCGUCUGAAGGGGAGGGAACAGGUCAGUAUUCUAGCUGAAAUUUGCUUACUGCCAAGUAAAGCUUUUUUGGUUCCGUGUUUACGAGGUGUUUGGCUAUGUAUAUUUAUGCGCAGGUGGCUCUGCAUCAGGACAGCAUCAGAGCUCUAGGGGCACGGCCAAUGACUGACUUUCUUUCCAGGCUACUGCCCUUGGUGUGCCCACGAAGGCUGGGAAAUCACACAGGAAGGCAACAUUGCUUUCUAACAGGGCUGCUUCCAGAGUCCCACUCUGUUGAGUGAUGGCGGCCGAUGCCCUAGGACAGGCGCUGAGCCCAGGAAUGCCACGAAUAUUUCCUGCUGUCUGUGUCCCCCACACUAGCACCUCCAGGUCACUGGGUCCUCCCACAUCUCUUCAGGCUGUUGUACCCCGACCCUUCGGCCCUGUCCCUAUCUGAGCGCUCACAACCCAGCUGACAAUCCCCUAGGCUUCCUUCUGGUGAGAUGGACUAACCCUGGCACCUGCUUCCCGCGGUAUGCCAGGAGUGUAAAGCAGACAGCCCAAGACUAGCCCAGUGCUAGACAUGCUUCAGAAGCUCCGGAAUUACCAACUGCCAUUAUUCGCCCCUCUGAACGGGCUAGCCCAGAGCACAGUGGACCCACGUUAAAGAAGGGUGCUGCUGAAAUGCCGCCAUGCCGCCCUCCCUGCGGGUCACUGUCUUCUAGACACACAGCUACAAACCAAAACACGAAACGUGCGGAGGGGCAGACACGUAAGUCUCCAUACAUGGAACAGGGCCAGGACUGGCUCCAAUUGCUCCCACUUCUGUCACCUAAGUCUGUGCAGCACACAUUCUGCUUGCCUGGGAGCAGAGUUCAGCCUGCCUUGAAAACAGGUCACAGUAAGGGAAGUCAGCCCCUGCCACCUCCAGCUGGCAGCCUAGGCCAUACAGGCAGGAAGGCCACAGGAAUUCUUGCUAGCUGGUUUGACUACCUGGUAGCCACAGACUUGCCUGACAGGUUUGGGUUAUUGAAACCAAGAAAGGAGGUGUUUCCAAACAAAGAAAAAGAAAUCUAAGAAACCACCUGUCCUCAGCCCCUAAAAUUGGAAUUCAGAGUCAAACACGUCUUUGAUCCCAGCACUCUGAGAGGCAGAAGCAGGUGGACCUCUGUGAGUUCCAGGUCGGCCAGGGCUACUUAAAACCCCUUCUUGGGGCUGGAGAGAUGGCUCAUCAGUUAUGAGCACCUGGGUUCAAUUCUCAGCAUCUACUUGGCAGCUUACUGUCUGUUACUCCAGGUACAGGAAAUCUGACACCCUCACACAGAAAUAGAUGCAGGCAAAGCACCAAUCACUGCUUGUUAAAAACAACAACAAAUGUACAACAACAACAAAAAACUUUAUCAAAAACAAAAACAAAACAAAAAAUACCAAAAAAACAAGAAAACCUGAAUGAUGCUAAUAAAGACAGUUAAAAUCCAGAGGACUAGGCCAUGCUGUGUUGCCUUUAAAAAAAUUUUAAUGAGGGAGGCUAGAAAGAUGGCUCAGUGUUUAAGAGCACUGGCUGGUCUUCCAGAGGUCCCGAGUUCAAUUCCCAGCAACCACGUGGUGACUCACAACCAUCUGUAAUGAGAUCUGGUGCCCUCUUCUGGCCUGCAGGCAUAUGUGCAGACAGAACACUGUGUACAUAAUAAACACAUAAAUCUUAUAAACAAUGUAAUGGUGCUGGGAAUGAAGCCCAGAAGACUGCACUAGGCAAGUGCUCUGCCCCUGAAGCACAACCCAGACCUAGAAGUUGUCUUAAGCUAGGUUCCAAUUCACCGCGCCCCUGCCUUAGCCUCUUAAGUGUGAGGAUUACAUGUAAUGUGCCUCACUUGCUUGGGGCUUUUUUUUUUUUUUUUUUUUUUAAAAUCUUCUCUUUUUUAAAACAAUCUCACUAAGUGGCUCUGGCUAGAAGUCAGUAUGCACCUAGCUCGGGGCUGUCCUCUGCCUCUGGAGUGCUGGGAUUGCAGGCAUGGCCCACCACACCCCACUUUUGUCCUGAGCAUUCUGUUGCAGAUAAAUUCACUUAACCUUCGUGAUGCUUCAGUCCUUUAUUAUCCUGGUUGACAGAGGACAGAGAUCAGCCUUGGUGCAGCCAGCUAAAAUGUGGCAAAGCCAGCUCUGGGUCCAGCCUGUCUGGCUCCAAUUCCCUGCUCACCACACCUAAGGCUUGAGGCCUCUGGGACACAAGGCAGAAGUGUUGACCCCAUUAUCUCCAUUAGCCAACCCUACAUCCACGCACCCACACCCAAACUCUGUCUCAAGAUUGCUUCUGUGGAGUGGGUGGAAAGCCCACACCCAGCUAUCUGAAGAGAAGCCCGGGGAUAGUGGAAGGAGUAGAAACCUGCAUUUCUCACUCCAGCACCUCACAGGAGGUCCCUCGAAGCCCUCAGUUCAGGAACAGCAGCCCGGUUCCUUCCAGAAUCUUCUUUAAGCAGGAUUUCAUUAGCAUCAGGAAUAAUCUUCCUGUAGGAAGGCUAAGGUUGAGGACCCUUUUUUGCUAGAAAAGAUUCUGGUUCCUAGUCUAGCUGAGGGUACCAUGAACAAUCCUGGACACCUAGUUCAGCUCCAGAGUAGAAGGUACCAUGGACAACCCUGGACAUAGCCUAAGUAGCCAGUUCGCUUGCACCUUCCUACCCUAUGCUAGGUCAGUCCAUCCUAUAAGCUAACCAACUGCAGCCUGGCACACGCUGGGAUGGCAGACCUAGGCCACCUUCACUGGGGAGGAAGCAGGUGUGGGAAACAGAAAGGUCACUGCAGAUCUGAGCUGUCAGACCAGAGCAGCAGCACAGGGCGGACUACUUCAAGCUUAGGGAAGGUCCCACUGAUGUAACUGCCCUAUGCCAGGCAAGAACAAGCCAUCGUGGUGCACGGAGGCUACCGCAGGCCUCACCAGCUUCCUCAUGGCCCUCCCUCCCACAUGGCCUCUGCUCUACCAGUGUCUGAUCUCAGUCCCUCAGAAGGAUGAGGAGCCGCCUGGUUCACUGCCUGAAUUUUCUGCCUUGUUACAAACUAAAAAUCAAGGUGAGAAUCACGUCAGCAACGCUGGCAGAGCACACACAAGUUUUGUGAAACGUGACACUACAAAUUUCAUAUCAUAAAAUAUGUGCACAAAUUAAUUUUGUUCUAAAAAUGUUUUCCACUUCUUUGCACCCUGCUCCAUGACAGGGAAUGCUGUCCCUAACUCUCUUUUUUUUUUUUAAAGAUUUGUUUGUGCUGGGCGGUGGUGGCACACACCUUUAAUCCCAGCACUUGGGAGGCAGAGGCAGGGGGAUCUUUGUGAGUUCGAGGCCAACCUCUACAAGACCUAGUUCCAGGACAGGCUCCAAAACUACAGAGAAACCCUGUCUCAGGGGGAAAAAAGGAUUUGUUUGUUUUUAUAUGCAUGUGUGUUUGUCUACAUGUAAGUGGACCACAUGCAUGCCUCUUAUCUGAGGAGCCCAGAAGAGGGCAUCAGAUCUUCUGGAACUGGGGUUACAGAUGGUUUCGAGCCACCAUGUGGGGCUGGGAAUCGAACCUGGGUCCUCUGGAAAAGUAGCUAGUGCUCAAGUCUUUACAACUCCCGCCAUUUCCUCACAGAAACCCUCAGUGCAGACCAGUGUGCCUGCAGCACCCUCUCCUGUUCUCAUCUAUCUCCCUCACAGUGACUGAGACAACAGAUCUACCUACUUGGAUACAGCAGUUAAUUAACUAAAACCAGACAAAGCAACUUUCUUACGAAUGACAUUCCCUCUACAUAUCUGUUUUGAGACAGGGUCUCACUAUAUAUUUCUGGGGGCCUGGUAUUCACUAUGUAGACCAUGCAGGUCUCAAACUCAAAAGACCCACCUGCCUCUACCCCUCAAGUGCUAGAAUUAAAGGUAUGUGCCACCAUGCCCAGCAGGGGUUUGUUUUUAGUUUUUGGUUUUUUGAAACAGGGUUUCUCUUGUGUAGCCCUGGCUAUCCUGGAACUCACUUUGUAGACCCAGCUGGCCUCAAACUUAAAGAUCUACCUGUCUCUGCCUCCUGAGUGCUGGGAGGUGUGUGCCAUCACUGCCUGGCUUCUUUUGUAUUUUUUAAAGAUUUUUUUUUUAUUUAUUAUAUAUGUGUGUGAAUGUUUGGUGUCUUCGAAGGCCAGAAAAAGGUGUUGGAUGGCCUGAAACUACGAUUACAGGCGGUCAUGGUCACCUGACCUGAGUGCUGGGCACUGAACCAAGGUCUUCUGGAAGAGCAACAAGCGCUGCCACUUCUGAACUGUCCUCCAGCCUACAGAGGUGGGACAGACAGGCACACCUCUUGGGUGGGGCUCGGUCUCUGAGGAUGGCUGUGCACCAGCUCGGCUCUAGCCCUACUUUGUAGUUCUGAUUUCAUUAGAACAAGAGUGUGAACACACCAAGUGUAAAAUGUCACUACAGAGGGGCCAGCAAGAUGGUUCAGUGGGUAAAGUUACUUGCCACCACCUGAGGACCUGAAUUCAGUUCCCUGGAAGCCACAGUUAACCUAUUCCCAACAAGUUGUCUGCUAAACUCCACACACAUGCACAUACACAAAAUGUAUUAAAAUUUUUGUUAUGAGUCUUACAAAAUAUGCCCAAAGUUUAGUUGUUUGUGCUUCUUUUGAUGGGAAUAUGGAAUGAUAUCAAAGUGGCCACAUAGGCAUUAAUAGAGACAACAGCUUUGUCUGCUCUAAGGUAUAGGGCCUGAGAGCUGGCUUCAAACUCCAACUGCACAGCCUUGAAUAAGUUGCUUAGUCUGUGUGUCUGUCGUCUGUCUGUAAGACUGGAGUUGUGGCAAUCAUUGUUUCAUUUGUUUAUACAAUGUCACACUCAAUUUUGUAGUCACAGGAGCAAGCACAACACCUACAAACCAGUUUGGGAACAAACAACUGACUCUUGAUAAGAACCUGAUUUCACUGAUAGGCUCAUACAAGUACCAGGGUGUGCCAGAGACCAGCCUGCCAGCUGUGUGCAUUUGGCAAGCCAGGAGGUCAGCAAGUUUUACACGAAGAAAUGGAAAGCAGCAGGUGAGCCAUGGGUCAGUCGAGAAUGCUUUCCUGAGUUUGCUCAUCGCCUGUCAACCACUCCAGGCUGUAUCUGAAGAGACGCCCUGAGAGGAUUAGAACACCAGAUACCCGGGAUUCUAGAAACUGAUGUACGUGGGUAUUUCUCAAAACUCUACAGCCCUGUGGGCUACGAUAUGAGCCUCGCUGGAGGGAACAGCCUCUCUUAUGAUAGGAUGCAAAGCCUGGCACAGCCAGGCCCACACAUCUAAGCUUUAAAGGAGUCAACAGUGGCCAUCAAGUUUCAAGCAGGGCAUGUAUGAUCAAUCCCUUCCUCCCAGUUUUCUCUCUAACCAAGGGGUAGGAGGAACCAGCCACAUGAAACAGUUGAGGCCAUGCCCGAGACAGGCACAAGAGAAAAAGACUAAGGGUGGCAAGCACUCCCACCCAGAAAUGGUUCUGGGAGGCUCCUACCAGAGCUGCGGCUAACCAUUCUCCCACCCCACAGGAAAGAACGCCUUCCCAAGUAAGCUCCAAGAGGUCACUGAGACGGAGAACUAACACCUGGUGCACACAGGCGAGGUGGACAGGUGACCUGUAGCACAGACACAAUCUACAUUGUCACCCUCCCCCAAGUCUGACUUCUCUCAAGGACAAUUUACAAAGUGUCCCGAGCAUCUCCAAGAGACGCCAUCACAAAAGGACAGAACACUGCUGAGGAACCGAGGGAGGGAGUGGCAGUUGCCAGGCAACCAAUCUAGCCCACCUUUGUUUGCUCUGGUGGCAGCAGCCAAGGUGUGGUCAGAGCCAUUUGGCAAUGCUCUGGGCUGCCAACAGUCAUUUCUUUGAGUUGCUGAAUAGCUGUGGUCACCUGGCAGCCGCUUCCACCCAGGAACCCCAGAGUGUAAAGCCCGAAGGACAAUCGUGACCUUCCUUUGCCCUCAUAAGACACAGGCUUUUAGCAGAAGAAC
This is a messenger RNA of Alexandromys fortis (reed vole), 9754 nucleotides long. RefSeq names its product small integral membrane protein 5 (gene Smim5). The record is from RefSeq and is a predicted model, not a curated record. Bases 3189 to 3425 code for a protein of 78 amino acids. NCBI's taxonomy places the organism in Eukaryota, Metazoa, Chordata, Mammalia, Rodentia, Cricetidae. The transcript is spliced from 3 exons.